AUGAGCGGCCAAAGGCAUGAUCCUGUUGCGUCGGCGAAAGCGCAAGAAGCUACGCACAAGUUUGGUUUUCGUAAUGCUACUAUCGCCGAUAUUCCCGCACUGCAGAAGAUGAUUGGGGAGUCGUUGAGGGCGCUGGGCAAAAGUUAUUACACGCAGGCGGAGCUUGACGGGUGUCCGAAUGGUGAGGGCAUUCAGAUCGUGCACAUGCUCAAAGAUCUACCUGGCUUGAGUGACGCGUCAAGAGAGUUGAGCGGAGACGAGAAGCUAACGAACAAGGUCGAGAGCGUGGAGGCUUAG
Molecule: messenger RNA, 297 nt
Organism: Didymosphaeria variabile
Lineage: Eukaryota; Fungi; Ascomycota; Dothideomycetes; Pleosporales; Didymosphaeriaceae
Exons: 2
Coding region: 1-297 (98 amino acids)
Source: RefSeq, a predicted model, not a curated record